Messenger RNA from Colletotrichum scovillei, 1338 nucleotides. RefSeq lists its product as uncharacterized. The transcript is spliced from 2 exons. Bases 625 to 1056 code for a protein of 143 amino acids. The record is from RefSeq and is a predicted model, not a curated record. NCBI's taxonomy places the organism in Eukaryota, Fungi, Ascomycota, Sordariomycetes, Glomerellales, Glomerellaceae.
CGGGUUCGUACAUAAUUACCUACCGUGCCUACCAAGCCGUGCUACCUUGCUGAGUACCUUACCCAGUACAUCUGAUUUCCUGACGUAAGCAAGAUCCCCAAAUGCCUGUUCCGAGACCCCAGAGUCCCAGACAGCCUGACAGAAAGAAAGAGAGGCUGUCGCCUGCAACAGAUCUGCACGCAACCAGUAAACGUCUUCGACGCCAUCCCGCCUCGCCUUGCAUUCCAUGACAUUGUCAGAUUGUAUCACUGGUUCCUGAAUUCGACGAUUUCUCGCUGCUCCCAGAUUCCACAACGAACCACAAGAUCAUUCCUCGCAUUGGACCCCUUGCCGACUUCGUGUGCAGUUCGCAUACUUUGACCCAACUGAAGACCUCCAAGUCGUUUGCGAUUACACAAACAUCCCAGACACACAGGACCUCGCUGCGCUCCAACCCUGCGCCGUUCGCGAAUCGGUUGAACCAGCAUUUGUACUGUCGAAACGUGGCAACGUCUCCUAUUUCGAUAUCGCGCUGAGGGAAGCACUCAGCCUGGGGAAACCCCCUUCCCCUACCGACGCCAGCAACCUUUCAGGGACCCCACGUCGCCCUCAUCUACGUCACGGCCCUCUCGCACGCCCGUCACCAUGUUCUGUUUAAGGAGCUGGCUUCCCCUCCUCUUCAUCCCGACCAACGCCUCGCCGGCCUUCAUCUUCCUCUUCUUUAUCUGCACCUAUUUCCUCAACAGGCCCUGCGUCUACUGCAGCUUUCUGCUGUUGAUCCUCUUCCUCACCUCGUGCAACUGGUCCGACCGCUGCUUCUUCGACUUUAGCAGCAACUGGUUCCAACCCCGCCCGCCUUCUUCUCUUCCGCUCCCCGAGCUCGAUCCGAACACCAGCUUCAACGCCUCCGUGGUGGAAGUCAUCAACUCCACAGCCAGCGCCCUCGCCGGAGCCGCGGCAGAAGAGCUCGCGCGGCAGAGACAGGAAUGGACGGGCUUGGGCAUCGAGUGGUUGCGUAGUCUGCUGGGCCGGAGGGAAUGGCGGGUUGACUGCCUAGACAUCAACAUCCGCUUGUAGGCCAUGUCGCCGGCAGACUGCGUGGGGGAAUGAGAGUUCAUGAGUAACGACUGUUUGCGAGAUUGGGAAAAGACGGCACGAUAAUAGGGCAGGAAAUCGGACACGCGGGAUACCACGAUAGUCUUUGGGUGCAUUCCAGGGCGUUUUUAUAUUGUACAUGGUGCGUGAGGUGCCAUGUCGAGUAGAGCACCGAACAUAUUGGACACUACUCUUUCGAUGGGUUGCUUUUCCCCUAUAGAACAGAACGUCUGUGCUCCGUAGGGUCAUUCCUUUAAGCACUGG